GCGACGGGCGUUUCUCAAUGGCAGCACCCAGGACAUUCACCUGGGCAAUACGCACCACCGUCUCAACCGCAGUCUCAACCACAGCCACAACCUUACUCUGAAUCUCAACAUCUCCAUAGGCAAGAUUCUUAUCCUAUGCCAAGUCCUCAAACACCACAACAACCAACUUACAGUGCUCCACAACCUCAAUAUAAUCAACCUCCACAACCAAUAAAUUACGGACAAGGACCACAAACAUACAGUUAUCCUGGACAAUACCAACCACUCUCUAGCGGGCAACAUCAAGCACCACCUAGUGGGCAAUACCAACCACCUGCAGGACAAUACCAACCACCUGCAGGACAAUACCAACCACCUGCAGGACAAUAUCAACCACAAUAUCAACCACCUCCAGCCGGUCAAUACCAACCACCACCAGCCGAUCAAUACCAACCACCGCCAACCGGUCAAUACCAACCACCGCCAGCCGGUCAAUACCAACCGUCAUCUACAGGACAAUACCAACCACCGCCCGCAGGGCAAGACGACAAAAAAGGCCUGUUUGAUACUAAAAAACUUGAUGCUUCAAAGUUGGCGUUAGGAGUUGGAGGUAUGUGA
Messenger RNA from Racocetra fulgida, 597 nucleotides. NCBI's taxonomy places the organism in Eukaryota, Fungi, Glomeromycota, Glomeromycetes, Diversisporales, Gigasporaceae. The record is from the annotation of a GenBank genome assembly.